UGAUCUUCAUAUCUAACUACAUUCAUCACCAUGAAACCUAUCAUCAAGCACAGCUUUUCCUCCGCUGGGUCCCUCAAGGGAGGUUGCCAUAAAGAUACCCAUUCUCCAAAGAGUUCAAGUCAUUAUUCUUCAUCUCACCAUGGAGCAUCCAGCUUCUCCCAUCAUGGAGGAUUCCACAAAGCCCUUACUGGGGCUUCCCAUUUCUCCCACAAAAGCCAUCACGGGGGUUCCAACCUUUCUUAUCAUGGAAGCUCUCAUAAGAUUCAUCAUGGAGGAUCCCACAUAUCUCAUCAUGGAAGCUCUCACAAGAUCCAUCAUGGAGGAUCAAACAUGUCCCAUCAUGGAAGCUAUCACAGCACACAUGGAGGGUCAGGUUGUAAAGGUGUCUCCUUUUCUAAGCAUGCGCCUACCACUCAUGGUGGUGUACAUGGGGGUCAUAGUGCUCACUAUAGCAGCUCUGGAUCCCAUGGCAGCUGGAAGAACAGUGGUCUGCUGAGCAUCAAUGAAAAAGAAACCAUGCAAUUUCUAAACGAGCGAUUGUCUUCCUACCUUGGAAGGGUGAGCUCUUUAGAACAGGAGAAUGCCCAGCUGGAGAGGAAGAUCUGUGAAUGGUAUGAAAACAACGCUCCUAGCACCUUCUCUGACUCCAGUUACUUCUUCAGAAUCAUUUCUGAUCUCCAGAAUCAGAUCUCUUCAGCCACCAUGGAAAAUGCCAGGAUUAUUCUGCAGAUAGACAAUGCCCGACUGGCCGCCGAUGACUUCAAAAACAAAUACGAGAUGGAACUUCAGUUGAGUAAUGAUGCUGAAGCUGAUGUCAAUAGCCUACGUAGAGUUCUGGAGGGUCUGAACCAAGAGGCGUGCGAGUUGGAGAGGGAGGUUCAGAGCCUUCAAGGAGAACUGCAACAAAUGAGGAGGAACCAUGAUGAGGAAGUAAACUGGCUGCGUGCUCAGCUGGGGGCCAGAGUAAAUGUGGAAAUGAAUGCUGCGCCAUCCAUAGACUUGAACAAAGCUUUAUCGGAAAUCCGAGACCAAUACGAAAAUCUAAUGGAAAGAAACCUACGGGAAGUGGAAAACAUGUUUCUGCAAAGGAGCGAAGAACUGAACCGCCAGGUGAUAUCAGGCGCAGAGCAGCUCCAAUCCGUACAGACUGAGGUCAUCGAGCUGAGACGCACUAUCCAAACCCUUGAGAUCGAGCUGCAGAGCCAGCUGAGCAUGACUUCAGCUCUGGAGAACACCUUGGCAGAGACUGAAGCCACUUACGGCUCUCAGCUCGCCCAGAUACAAGGUAUGAUCGACAAUGUGGAAUCUCAGCUGGCCCAGAUCCGAUCUGACCUGGAGAGACAGAACUACGAGUACAAGAUGCUCAUGGACCAGAAGACCCACCUGGAGAUGGAGAUUGCCACCUACAAACGUCUUCUUGAUGGCCAUGACAUCCAUGUUUCAGAGUUCCAUACUUCUGGUGGGAAACACGGAUCUCACCACCCAAAGAUGCAUCACAUCCCAGCACAUGGGCAUAAAAACUCAUGCUAAGGAAACGUGAAUCUUCGGAAACAUGUCAAGCCAAGAAAAUUGAAGAAAUAAAUUAUUUGCCGAUCUCCGUAGAUACGAUUUGUCCUAUAACUGUCUAAAGCUCCAUUUGGAAUGUCCAAAUUAUCCCUGCUUUAUCUUAUUCUAUAAUCGCUUCUCUUAGCAAACACAAAGAUGGUUUGGUAUGUGAUAAUUCCAAUGGUUUCUGGGAAGAACAUUUGAUGAAAUCUGCCCAUUGUUUCCUGCAUCUUUACUAUGAAAGGAAACGGCUUAAUAUUUACAUAAUUUACAUUUUAGAGAAGACAUUCACUACUUUUGUGCAAUUAUUUAAGUUCCACAACCUGAACCUGUAUGUCAAGCCAGUAGAUGUUGAAAGUCAAUGUCUCCCACUAGAGUAUGAAACCAUUGUGUUUUUUUGUGACCUCAGGUCAUUGUUGCUUUGUUCAUUUUUUAUGGACUUGUGCAUCACAGAAAUGAUGGACUUCGGACUGUGUUGUCAAACUAUUUCUUGCCAUCUUAUUCUAGCCCUGCUUGGAAGGAAUCUUUGCUGUAACAACCCAAUGAUUUCUUUAAUAAACAUUUAAUUCUAAAAAAA
This is a messenger RNA of Spea bombifrons (plains spadefoot toad), 2122 nucleotides long. Its product is annotated as keratin, type I cytoskeletal 19-like. The transcript is spliced from 8 exons. The record is from RefSeq and is a predicted model, not a curated record. Lineage: Eukaryota; Metazoa; Chordata; Amphibia; Anura; Pelobatidae. The coding region runs from base 31 to 1530 and encodes 499 amino acids. Gene Ontology annotation, molecular function: structural molecule activity.